This is a messenger RNA of Arachis duranensis, 1235 nucleotides long. Its product is annotated as protein OSB1, mitochondrial. The coding region runs from base 45 to 935 and encodes 296 amino acids. The record is from RefSeq and is a predicted model, not a curated record. Gene Ontology annotation, molecular function: single-stranded DNA binding. Gene Ontology annotation, cellular component: mitochondrial nucleoid. The transcript is spliced from 5 exons. Lineage: Eukaryota; Viridiplantae; Streptophyta; Magnoliopsida; Fabales; Fabaceae. Gene Ontology annotation, biological process: positive regulation of helicase activity; mitochondrial DNA replication.
UCAAGAGCUAUGCACAGUCAGAGUUUCUCAGUCACAGCAACAAAAUGAUGGCGUUGUUGCAACAACCAUCUUCAUCAUCAACGUCAUGCACCAGCUUCAGUAACCUUCUCAUAGUUCCCAAUUCAAAACCUAAAACGCAGCGUUUAACUCAGUUCCAAUGCAAGAAGAUGAGCAAACCAAUUUCGCUCAAGUGUUCCUAUUCCCCUUACUCAAUGGAGCAGCAAACUCAGCAAUCGCAGUCACAGUCACACGUGGCGUGCCCUAAGCCAUCGGAGAUUCAGUGGAAGAAGGAGCUAUGCAACUCCGUCAGCCUCAUCGGCGUCGUCGCCGCACCGGUGGAGAUCAAGAACUUCCCCUCCGGCAAGGUUCUCGCAUGGACCCGCCUCGCCGUUAAGAAGAACGCCACCCAGACUUCAUGGAUUAAUUUGACGUUCUGGGAUGAGCUGGCCCAUGCUGCUUUUCAUCAUGUACAGAAAGGCCAUCAAAUUUACGUCUCUGGUCGUUUGGUGACGGAUACAGUUGAAAGUGAUGAAGGGAAGCAACAAACCUACUACAAGGUGGUUGCUCAGCAACUGAAUUUCAUUGAAGGGAAUUUCUCGCCAGGAUCCUCACAUGAUCAAGACUCCGAUUACACGACGUCUGGUAAAAAAGCAAGUUAUCCGGCAACGAAUACUGGUUCUGUAGUUGAGUUAUGGCAAGCAUUCUUUGCUAGCCCAGGGGAGUGGUGGGACAAUAGGAAAAACAAGAGGAACCCAAAAGGCCCUGAUUUUAAGCACAAAGAUACAGGCGAAGCUCUGUGGGUCGAUGGCAGAUACAAUCCACCAUGGGUCAAGUCCCAACUCGAAAUAUUGGAUUCGAGAAUGGGAUCCCUAUCGGGUCACAACUCUAGGAUGCCUGUAGAUAUGGUGACUGCAGAUGAGAUGUUUUCUUUCUGAAGGUUCACUGAAUCCUUGUCGGAACCAAAAUUCAAUGUCAACUGUGGAACUUCUUUGUACAGUUUCCAAUUUACCCACAAAUUUUUAUUCUUUUUCAUGUGGCCGUUGUUUGUAAUCUGUGGUGGUAAUUGGUAAAUCAACCGGGAUGAUCAUAGUCGAUACUGAAUUUUGCAUGUAUACUUAAUUAUAUAGUACUAUCUUCUGAAUCUUCAUAGGGAGAAUUAUCCAAGUUUCUUUUAUUGUGAUAGCUACACUCAAUGACGGAGAGGCUGAUUGUUUCAUUGCUAGCAUUUUGGAUAA